CCGGCUGCUGAUUCUUGUGUCCUUGGGGACAAGUGCGGGUACGCGGUCAUGUCUUCGGAUCACAACCUCUGCUACCUGUGCAAGGAGGACCUGAGGGAUCCCGUGUCCAUUCCCUGUGGACAUGUCUUCUGCUCCAUCUGCCUGAAUACCUACUGGGACCAUGUAGACCACACGGGGACCUACGUCUGCCCCCAGUGCCGAGUCGCCUAUAGCAAGAGACCGACGCCGCGUCGGCUCCAGAGCUCCAGAUACUCCACAGGGCACCGGACCUCGGAAACCUACCCACCUCCACCUCCGGAGCCUGACUACAACUACGCCGGGCCCCAAGACGUAGGUUGUGACAUUUGCAUAGGCAGGAAGCACAAGGCGGUCAAGUCUUGCCUGAUGUGCCUGGCACAUUACUGCGAAAAGCACCUAAAGCCCCACUUUGAGUCCAGCACGUUCAAGCGGCACAAGCUGGUGGACGAGAUCGGCCACUUGGACCGCCAAAUCUGCCCGCAGCAUCAGAAAGGCUUGGAGCUCUACUGCCGAACGGACCAGAUGUGCAUCUGUGUCCUGUGUACAGUCAAGGAGCACAAGGGCCACGACAUGGUGUCAGCUGAGCAGGAGAGGCAGGAGAAACAGAACCUCCUGGGUGCCACACAAGCAGAAGUGCAGCAGAAGAUCCACGAGAGAGUGAAGCAGAUGGAGGAAUUGAAACAGGCCGUGGAGGCUCUCAAAAGCUCGGCCCAGAGAGCCCUGCAGGAGAGCGAGAAGCUGUUCGGUGACAUGCUGCGUUCCAUCGAGCGAAUGCAAGCUGAGAUGACCAAGCUCAUCUCCUCCAAUAAGAGGGCGGCCACCAACAGUGCCGAGGGCCACAUGGAGCGGCUGAGCCAGGAGAUCGCCGACCUGAAGAAGAGGGAUGCCGAGUUAACGCAGCUCUCUCGCACAGAGGACCACAUACACUUCAUUCAGAACUUCCAGAUGCUUGUAGCUCAGACCGAAGCCGAGGAGCUGCCCAGCGUCACCGUAAACCCCUACUUCUCUUUCGGGACGGUGACCAAGGCUGUUUCUGAAAUGAAGGUCCAUCUGAAUGAGUACACAAAUGAGGAGCUGGUCAAAGUGGCCAAAACAGUGAAUAAGAUGCCAUUCUGCCAACUGGAUGAUCGCAAAAGAAGACGGACUACGAAAUCAAACGGAGCCACGCUGUACAGAACUCCAGCUCAGGAGCCGAGACAAAGAGAAGAGUUUUUAAAAUAUGCCUGUCAGCUCACACUGGACCCAAGCACAGCCUACAGACAACUGCAUCUGUCCAGGGGGAAUAGGAAGGCGACCUUGAAGAAGGAACCCCAGUCAUAUAGCGAGAGCUCCCACAGGUUCGACUGCCUGCCCCAGGUGCUGUGCAAGGAGCAACUCUCCGGGGGCUGUUACUACUGGGAGGUGGACUGGAGCGGAGAAGGCGCCUCCAUCGGCGUCACCUACAAGAGCAUCAAGAGGACGGGCUAUGGGGAUGGAUCCCGCAUCGGGUACAACCGCAAGUCCUGGAGCCUCUUCUGCUCUGAUUCCAGCUACUCCGCUCGCCACAACAAGGAUCAAAUCGAGAUCAACGCCCCUUACUCCUCCCGCAUCGGCGUCUUCCUGGACCCCUCCGGCGGCACCCUGUCCUUCUACAGUGUCUCUGACACCAUGUCCCUCAUCCACAGGUUCCAGGCUUCUUUUAGUGAGACCCUGUAUGCUGGGUUUUGGGUCUGGUAUGAAUCUUCAAUCACUAUAUGCCAACUCUGAGUACACUGUUAAACUGUUUUCUUUGUAAAAUAACUUUUUGUACCACUGAGGGAAGCACAUAUGUUACAUCAUUUGAUUCAGAAUGAAAAUCCCAAUUGAAUUUUUCCUGAACUCAUGGGAAAAAUCUGUACAGCUAUUUGUGAUUAUCUUCAUUAAUGUGAUGGUGACCUAUCCUGCCAAAUGUAGACAUUAUGGAAAAAGUAAUAAAUUUGUUAUGGUGAUGGGCAUUUUAAUAUAUUGUUUU
Messenger RNA from Scleropages formosus (Asian bonytongue), 2008 nucleotides. RefSeq names its product finTRIM family, member 83 (gene ftr83). Bases 49 to 1764 code for a protein of 571 amino acids. Gene Ontology annotation, molecular function: zinc ion binding; protein binding. NCBI's taxonomy places the organism in Eukaryota, Metazoa, Chordata, Actinopteri, Osteoglossiformes, Osteoglossidae. The record is from RefSeq and is a predicted model, not a curated record. The transcript has 7 exons.